AUGGGAGCACCGAUCCCAUCUCACUUGCCACAUGGAAUUUCAGUAUCGUUGCCAACUUGGAAAGACAAUAUAGGGUACGAGGAGAGCGAUCCUCGAGUUGUCAACCAAAUGCAAUCCGGCUAUCCAAGAUUUUUUAUCAAUCUUCACAUUCGGCGUCUAGAAAGACUUUGCGAGAAAAAGUUUGGCCUUCCGGGAGAGCGCUGCCAUCUCUUCCCCAGCUCGAGAAUCGCCCAAUCAUGCAGGGCAUUUAUGCAUGCCCAUUCCCCUGGCCCAACCGCACCAAUUCCUGUCAGAAUUGCACAAUUUAUGUUACAACCGCCCCCCACUGCCCGGACCGCCCGAACUACUUCGUCUAAUCAACCCUCCGUUGAGCUCCACAUCGUUCUUUUUCCGCUUGAGCAUGCUGCCCUGGCAAAGUCAUACUGGCAGCAUACAGGAAAUGGUAUCUCCAGCCGCCUUGCCGAAUACUGUCUCUCUCUCCUUCCGGUCCCAGAUUUGAUCGACCAGUGUGAGGCUUUAUCAGGAAUACCGAUUUCCCCCACUCCGCCAACUAGAAACAGGUUCGGAAAGCAUUAUGGGAAUAAACGAGAUUCGCUGCGAGGAUCUGGAGCCAGCACUCCCGUCGGAUCCGGCACGGUGACACCGAAAACGAUAGACGAUGGAUUAACACCCGAAUUCAACACGUACCUCGAAGAGAGAUAUGGGCGAAAUUUAGCACUUUCAAAUGCCGACUUGGCCAAGCGGGCUCUCAGGCGGCGAAUUGCUGGCAUCAUUGCCCCCGAUGAAAAGACCAUGCUUCUGGCACCCGCGGAGGACUUACAUGGUCCUCAGAGAAGCGUUAAAGUGACCGAACAUGAUGUCUUCCUCUUCCCCGCUGGAAUGAGUGCAAUAUGGCAUGCCCAUCAACUUGCUCUUGCAGCACUUCCUCCUGCCAAAAGUGUCUGUUUCGGGUUCCCUUACACAGACACCUACAAGAUUCUCCAAAAGUGGGGACGUGGGUGCCACUUUUUUGGACAUGGAUUGGAUUCGGACAUCGAUAGCUUAGCCGAGCUCCUCAAAACGGAGAGAGGCAAUGGGAAGGAACCUCCUGUUUUGGCGUUGUUUUGCGAGUUCCCAUCGAACCCUCUCCUCAGGUCACCAAACCUGCUGAGACUGCGAGAGCUUGCGGACGAAUAUGGCUUCCUCAUUGUUGUCGACGAAACUCUUGGAAACUUUGCAAACGUCGAGGUCCUGCCAUUGGCUGACAUAGUCGUGAGCAGUUUGUCCAAAAUUUUUUCAGGCGAGGUCAACGUGAUGGGUGGAAGUCUCGUUCUAAACCCUUCUGGGAAUCACUACCCAACUUUGAAAGAGACCCUUGCGUCUACGUACGAGGACAAUUACUGGAUCGAAGACGCCAUAUAUAUGGAACGCAACUCUCGCGACUUGCAGCCAAGAGUGGAUAAGAUUAAUCUUAACACUGAGUAUGUAUGUGAACUGUUACGAUCUAGGUCUCAGAAAGAAGCCGGUGAAGUGACCACGGGAAUCAAUGGGCAACCGAUUGCGCCGGUCAUAAAAGAAGUGUUUUAUCCCAAGUGGGUGACACCGGAGAAUUUCGAGGCAUGUCGAAUCGGCUCCAAGAUGCAGGUGAAGAGGGCGGAGAAGCUUUGUUCAGGGCAGUUGCAGAAGGGCGGAUGGGGUGGUCUGUUCUCGGUAACGUUUACAUCAGAUACAGCAUCCGAAGCGUUUUUCGACGCUCUUUCGUGCGACAAAGGGCCGAGUCUCGGCACGAACUUCACACUGGCUUGCCCGUACACGAUACUCGCUCACUACAAUGAGUUGGAUUGGGCUGCAGAAUAUGGGGUUGAAAGGGGCUUAGUCAGGGUCAGUAUUGGAUUGGAAGAUGAGGAAGAGCUCGAAUCCAUGUUUAUGGGGGCAUUGGGAGCCGCAGAGAGGGCUGUUCGCGUUUUGGCGUAG
This is a messenger RNA of Cantharellus anzutake, 1953 nucleotides long. RefSeq names its product pyridoxal phosphate-dependent transferase. Gene Ontology annotation, biological process: transsulfuration. Gene Ontology annotation, molecular function: pyridoxal phosphate binding; cystathionine gamma-synthase activity. Bases 1 to 1953 code for a protein of 650 amino acids. The transcript has 4 exons. The record is from RefSeq and is a predicted model, not a curated record. NCBI's taxonomy places the organism in Eukaryota, Fungi, Basidiomycota, Agaricomycetes, Cantharellales, Hydnaceae.